Cercopithifilaria johnstoni is the source of this 696-nucleotide messenger RNA. The record is from the annotation of a GenBank genome assembly. Lineage: Eukaryota; Metazoa; Nematoda; Chromadorea; Rhabditida; Onchocercidae.
AUGUCACCGGUAUCAUUUAAUGUAAAUCCUGAAUAUGCACAAAUUACGGAAAUUGUUCGUGGCUUAUUCAUUUGUGGUGUGAGCUCAUUAACAGCUGAGAACAUGAAAAAAUAUGAUAUUUCAUUUAUUGUUAAUGCUACCACAGAGGUACCAAAUGUGCAAUCAUUGGGUAAUAUUCCGCGAGUGAAAUUGUGGCUUGAAGAUAUGCCGGAAGCAUCUAUUUAUCCACUAAUCGAUCAACAAGCUGAUCAAAUUGAAGCAAUGAUAAAAAGUGGUGGUAAUGUAUUGGUGCAUUGUGUGGCUGGAAUAUCACGAUCUGCUACUAUUUGCCUUGCAUUUCUUACUAAAUUCCGAUGCAGAUCACUCAGAGAGGCUUAUAAAUUGAUGGCUGAAAAACGACCAGUUGUUAGGCCGAAUAUAGGAUUCUGGCGACAACUUAUUGUUUAUGAACAGGAUAUCAAACGAAGUAUAGGAACAGUUCAAUUAAUCAGAGAUAAAAUACACGCUGGUCAAAUUAUACCCGAUGUUUAUUUCGACGUUGGAAUCAGAAUUCAAAAAUCAUCAUCUGCAAGAGACGCUAAUGAGGACGAAAAUGGAUAUAGUUAUGAGAAACAAAAUCGACGUAAUUCAGGUGGCAAAUUGAAAUUUCAGCCAGUAUUGGAACCGGUUCUUGAAUGUGUCGAAGUUAUUUCAUAG